UGAUUUGGAGGUCUGACCUAGGGGGAGGUUCUGGAUAGGCAUUAUGUCCCUUGGGUUUGGGGACAUCUUUCACUCUGAGAGAGAUGAACUCAGCAGUGUAAAAAUAGGGAUGAGGUUACUAAUGGCAGAAGCGCUGAUGCAGCAGCCUGGCAGAGACUUAUGUUGCAAUCUGAGCAUGAAAGAAGAGCAGCGUGUGGAUCCUAUUAUACUACAACGUACUCUACUGAGCGAUCUGAGCACUUUAAGCCAUGCAAAGACAAGGAUCUUGCAUAUUGUCUCAAUGAAGGGGAAUGCUUUGUGAUCGAAACCUUAACAGGAUCGCAUAAACACUGCCGGUGCAAAGAGGGCUACCAAGGAGUCCGCUGUGACCAAUUUUUGCCGAAAACCGACUCAAUCUUGUCAGAUCCAACAGACCAUUUAGGAAUCGAAUUCAUGGAGAGCGAAGAAGUGUACCAGCGCCAGGUGCUGUCUAUUUCCUGUAUCGUCUUUGGCAUAGUCGUAGUGGGCAUGCUUUGUGCAGCGUUCUACUUCAAAACAAAGAAACAAACAAAGCAAAUUCAUGAACAGCUGAAAGAAACACAGAAUAGGAAAACCUACAGCCUAAAUGCUUCCAGCAUGAUGGCAAAGUCAGAGUGUAUGGCACAAAGCCGAGUCCAGCUGCAAAAUUACUCAAAACCAGAUAGGCAUCCUGGGCCUGUUCUGGACAAGGUUAUGGAGUCUAGCUUUUCAGGCCCUCAGUCUUUCCCAGAGGCCUUGUCUCCUGACAGAGGAACCCAACCCAUCAAGCAACAUAGAAGUCUCUCUUCAUGCUGCAGCCCAGGACAAAAAAGUGGGAUGCUACAUAGAAAUGCCUUUCGGAGGACUCCUCCCUUACCUCGGGGUAGGUUCAAUGGAAUUACAGGACCAGCAUAUCAACAGCUAGAAGAGUCAAGGAUCACAGACCAGGACACAAUGCCUUGUCAUGGGUAUUCAUCCAGUGGUUUAAAAACUCCUCAGAAUACUUCAAUAAAUAUGCAACUGCCUUCAAGAGAAACAACCCCUUAUUUUAAUAACGUGGAUCAGAAGGACUUGGUCGGAUAUUCAUCUUCAAGGGCCAACUCAGUUCCCAUCAUCCCGUCUGUGGGCUUGGACGAAGCCUGCAUGCAAAUGCAAAAUGUUUCUGAAGUAACAGGCAUCAAAUGGUGCAAAAACUCCUAUUCAGCUGAACUUGUCAAUGUGAGUUCCCCAGUCAGUAAUUGUCUUAUAGCAGAACAACACGAAGUAAAAAUAUUGCUAGAAACUGUGCAGGAGCAGAUUCGGAUUCUGACUGACGCGAGGAGGUCAGAGGACUACGAACUGGCAAGUGUAGAAGCAGAGAGCAGCGUGAGUGAAAACACAGCGUUUCUGCCCAUGAGCCCCAUGGCCAAGUCAGAACGAGAGGCACAAUUUGUCUUAAAAAAUGAAACACAAAGAGACUCAGUAUUGACCAAGUGACUUUGUGUGGGGGUUGUGGGAGGGGAAACGAGAUCUGUGCAUUUGAUGCUUUGCUAAACAGGAAAGGAGGAAAUUAAAUACAAAUUAUUUAUAUGCAUUAAUUUAAGAGCAUCUACUUAGAAGAAACCAAAUAGUCAAUCGCCCUCAUAUCAUAGUGUUUUUUAACAAAAUAUUUUUUUAAGGGAAAGAAAAGUUCCAGGAGGGAUAAGGCGUACAUCAGGUGCUUUCUAGGCAGGAUUAUACAUACAGUUUCAGUUACAGAGCAUUUUAACACUGUCCUGUUUGGCUGUCAGAAGGCUUCGGCUAUGCAUCCUUUUUUCAGUAAAGGCCAAGACCUUUCUUAGGUUCAUUCCUGGUUUCAGGGCAGUGCUGCAGCGCAUGCUGGCAGGGGCGCAGGUCCCGUAACCCCAGCGCAGGCCUGGUCCCCUCUCCCCCUCUCCUCUUGGCUCCUGGUUCAUCCCGAGAGAGCAAACACACAAACAGCUACUUCUCGGCACCAACUGUGGAGUGACCACCAGUCCCUAACUGAGCUAAACUCUCUACCUUACUUGAGUAUGUCAGUUGGCUUAAGAAAGUCAGUGGAAACAUCUAGGAGCUUUGGGUCAGGCCAAGCGUGGAGUGGGAUUGGGGCCUCUGGAGAUGCAGUGGCCAGGAGCCCGUGGCUGCCCUGUGUUCUUCUGAGCUUUGCCUAUCAGAGCUGCCUUGGUGGAGGAAGAGGAAGAACAAGAGAAACAAAGUGCAGAAGUGUGUGCUGUGGCAGGUUGGGUUGGUUUCUCUUGUAAGAGUGGGAAUGUAAACUCCAUUGUUCUUACCAACCCCUCAACAUUUCUAAAUUAUUAUACUUCAGAGGCAUUUGUAAGCUCUCAAGGACCACUUCUGAGUGUGUGUGUAUUUUUUUUUACCUUAUUUUUUAUUAUGGGUUGUUCAGAGAUGCAUCAGGGAGGUCCAGUAUGAUCGAAGGCCAGCCGGUAAGUGUCCAUGCUGCCCUAAUUUGCUCCCGCUUUCAGUUCUUCAGUCACUUUAAUUAAUCGUGGCUUAGGCUUGUGAACUUUAAAGCUCCAGUCCUGCAGAUGGUACGGUAUGGGCAGACCCGUGAUCAUGCACACAGCUGAUUCUGAUGGGGCUAUACAUGAGCAGAUGGUUUCCACCAAAUCAAGCCCUGCCGGGGAUCAAGGCCUUAGAGAAGAAAUGUCGUUUCCUGGUUGCAGUAUCCCAAUUGCAUUAUAACCGUUUUUUGCAUUUGCUUUCGAGUCCCUCUUCUCCCCAGUAAACUGUAACAUAAUAUGCGAAUGACACCAUGAAUUGGGUUCAGUGUCCCACACAUUGCAGUUUUUAUUAGUAUUAAAAUAUCUGCUUAUUUGUGGAGAAAAAGAAGAUGAACUAUAAUAAAUAAUUACCAAAUAGCCUUCCCUGGUUAAUGUCAGAAGAUUGAUUUUAAAACAAUUACAGUAUAUACAGAAUGUAUUAAAAUAUUCCUUUGCAGCAAAUUGUUAAAUUUAUUAGAUGUGCCCCAGACUUUCCAGUUCACAAGUCUCAAGAUUUCCCAAAAUAGCACAAUUGAUCACACAGUGCUGUUGUAUGUUUAGUCAGAAUAAAGCAAUAUUUUAACCUCUGUCAAGUAAAUUUCAAAAAGAAAUGCUGAAGGUGUAUGUCAUUUAUUUUGUGCCUAGUUAAGGCAUUAAAAAAAAAAACUAUUCACAAGUCUUCAUUCAGCAAGUCUUAUUUUGGGUUUCUUUUGUUUUAUUUUGUUUUGGUUGUUGUUUGUUUGUUUUGUUUAUGUGUGUUUGUGCUUUUUUGAUUAUUUUUUUUUAAGAUAAAAGUUGAUGAAAUUGUCUUGUUUACAAAACUUUCUAUGGCUGUAAUCUUUGCUGUGUGUUUUCAAUAAAAGUGUAUUUGAGGGCAAACUAUGCUUUAUGCCCCAGGGUGGAGCAUGCUUCAUUCAGACUCCCUUCCUCAAAGCUACAGAGCUUUUCUUGUAGCAGUAAGACGAGACUUUAGGCUGGCAUCGGUUUCUCCAUGACAUAUUUCUGCACUAUGUGGUGGCUGGGCACAAUCUCACUGGGCAUGAGCUGAGCUGCCUGCAGUCAGCAUGGCACCAAGCCCACACCAAAUAAACCCUCUGAAAGACGAGGUGUGUUAGGUGGGUCUCAAUUUCACAUCAGUACAUUUGUGUGACUUUUCUGGUAGCUGUUUGCAUCUUGCCAGCUCAGAACAUGAGCGAAGUGAGCUUGCAUCUGCCCAAAAGCCCUGUACAGAUACCUGCAAUUUACAAAAUGGCUACUGUGUAAAGCUCUGAGUCAAUAAUCUGUGAAGCGUGCUCACAAUUAGAUAAUUGUUCACCAUUUACUUCUUCAAGAGAUGGCCUCUCUGCAGUAAAAUGCAGAAUCCUGCCCAAAUAGCUGUUUCAAUGCUAAAUCUUUUCAAUCCAACUGUAAGGCCUACCUGCUCCCAAAUCCUAGCAAACUGUGCAAUCUCACCUUUGGCAAUGUAUUGGAAACACACUGCAAGAUUUCUGUUGAAGAAAGAACUAUAUCAUAAGCAAUGCCUUUAUUGAGAGAAUGUGUUCACUCAGCACCCCCAAAAGACCCAGAAGGAGGGCAAGAGCAAUGUAUUUAAGACAAUAAAAUGUUUGAUUGAAUGACAGAUGAAGAUCUGAAAUGGUGAGGAUAUCUUCAGUUCAUGUUAGAGAUGCGAUCUUGUAUUCAGCAAAGGAUGUGUGACUGUUAUAUGUUAACUGUUCUAUUCAGUUUUCAGCAUGUUUGAAUAGAGAGACGUUAAUAUUAACCAUA
Molecule: messenger RNA, 4262 nt
Organism: Cygnus olor (mute swan)
Lineage: Eukaryota; Metazoa; Chordata; Aves; Anseriformes; Anatidae
Gene: NRG3
Product: neuregulin 3
Exons: 9
Coding region: 160-1473 (437 amino acids)
Biological process (GO): nervous system development; animal organ development; intracellular signal transduction
Molecular function (GO): chemorepellent activity
Source: RefSeq, a predicted model, not a curated record